CUUUUGGAGAUGACUGGUCAGUGGCAGAUCACUUGGGCUUGGAUCAGUUGGCUGACAGUCCUAUAAAUACUGUGAGUGAGGAGUAAGACCUUCAUCGAAAAGGUUCAAUCAGCAGUCAUGAGGUCUUUGAUGUUCCUGGUGCACCUUGGAGCCGUCUUUGCUCUGGUGAUUGACAAGAUUGUUGGUGGAUAUGAGUGCGAUCCCUACUCCCAGCCCUGGCAGGUGUCUCUGAACUCUGGCUACCACUUCUGCAGUGGCUCUCUGGUCAGUGAAUACUGGGUUGUGUCUGCUGCUCACUGCUACAAGUCACGUGUGGAGGUCCGUUUGGCCGAGCACAACUUCGUAGUUAAUGAGGGACCUGAGCAGUUCAUCUCCUCCCAGAAGGUCAUCCGCCACCCUGGCUAUGACUCUUGGACCCUUGACAAUGACAUCAUGCUGAUCAAGCUUAGCAAGCCCGCUACCCUCAACCAGUACGUGCACCCUGUGGCCCUGCCCAGUGGCUGUGCCGCCGCUGGCACAAUGUGCAGAGUCUCUGGCUGGGGAAUCAACAUGAGUUCCACUGCCAGCACGCUUCAGUGCCUAGAGAUCCUCAUCCUGUCUGACCUCGACUGCAACAUCUACUACCCUUUUAUAAACACCAAUACCAUGUUCUGCGCUAGAUACCUGGAGGGAGGAAAUUACUCUUGUCAGGUUGACUCUGGUGGCCCUGUGGUGUGCAAUGGUGAACUGCAGGGUAUUAUGUCCUGGGGUUAUGGCUGUGCUGAGAAGAAUCUAUGUGUGUGUGUCUAUGGCAAGGUCUGCGCGUUUAGCCAAUGGAUCACCAACACUAUGAAUAACAACUAAAGCUGAUACGAAAUCACAUACAGCCUCCAAAUCUUCAAUCCAUUAGUUUUUCCUUUUGUAGAUAAAAACCUGUGUGAAAAAAACAUUAAAAGAAAAUUCUGCUUUC
Cyprinus carpio (common carp) is the source of this 949-nucleotide messenger RNA. RefSeq names its product trypsin-2-like. Gene Ontology annotation, biological process: proteolysis. Gene Ontology annotation, molecular function: serine-type endopeptidase activity. NCBI's taxonomy places the organism in Eukaryota, Metazoa, Chordata, Actinopteri, Cypriniformes, Cyprinidae. The record is from RefSeq and is a predicted model, not a curated record.